Messenger RNA from Caenorhabditis angaria, 4054 nucleotides. The record is from the annotation of a GenBank genome assembly. Lineage: Eukaryota; Metazoa; Nematoda; Chromadorea; Rhabditida; Rhabditidae.
AUGUCGGAAAUAUUGAUGGAAGAAGAAGAAGAGGAGGAGGAGAUCGUCUACGAUGUUGCGAACAUUGAAGAGAUUCGACAUUUCGACAUUGGAGAUGAUGUGGAUCCGCAAGAAAUCGCUGCCGAAGAUGUUGAAGUAUGGGAUACGCAAAAGAAACGAGUUGGGCGAAAAAGAGGAGCAGAAGUUAUUCCAAUUGUAAGAAGACAACCGCCGCGUGAAGCGAGAGUCAAGAGUUUUCAACAAUUCGAGCAAUUUGAUGAUAAUGAGAUGGAAGAAGAAGAUGAUGAAGAAGACGAGGAUGACGAUGAACUUGGAGAGGGAACUUCGAAAACAUGGCGAGUAUUUGUGCGAAACGAUGGAUCUGGUAUGCAUUUUGAUUGGCCAAUUUAUAUGGAAAAUGCGAUUUCUCUCAAUUCCGUAGUUUCAAUCAUAUCAACUAGAGCUGCACUUGUCCCAGAGGUUCACAUUUGUCAGUCAAUUCCUCAAGAAUAUACAAAUACUGGCACAUUUGUAGUUAAGCUUGAAGGAAAUAUGGAUAAGAAUGAAAUUCAUAAUGAUGGUCUCGGAACUUGGCAAGCCGUUCAAAUGUUCGUUCGAAAAUAUGUGAUUGGGAACAAUAUAAAACCGCAAAUCACACAGAAAAAUGAUCAUAAUCUGAAGGUAAUGCGAAAUACAGUUUUUAAAAAUUAUAUUUAUUUGAUUAAUUAGGUAGUUUGCGAGCAAUUCUUGCAUCCUGGAACUGAUGGAAGAGGCGAUUUUAUGCGAAAAGUCUACACUGGUUUUGACAAUUAUGAACAUAUGAUUCCUUGGGUUGUGAUAAGUUAUGAGUGGAUGGGAAAUGCGCAUCCAUUAACAGUUUAUGAAGAAAUGGAAAAACAAUAUCAUCAGAAUACAUGGAAGGUAAUUUUUGGGGCAAAACAUUUGAAACAUAUCUUUAAACAAAAUAUUUAUCUACAUAGGAUCAUCAAGUCUGGAAAUUUGUUUCUAAAAAUUUUUCAACCAGCAUUUUCAGGCUCUGACAAUUCGAGUUUCUAUUUUCUCAAAAAAAAGUGAAAUGUGUAUUUCAAACGAUUAAAAGUAUAUUUUUAGUACAACAUCCAAAGGUUAUUGUUUUAAGAUCUUUGGACUUCUAAUGAAACUAUUUAUUAUUAAAGAUAUUUAAAACUAAUAAAGGUCGUGAGGCCCAAAUUCUUGUGAAAACCCUUUUUGUAAAUCAAUAUUUAUUUUUUUUUGUCAAUUAUCAAUGUUUUGUACCAAAAGUUUACUUGUUAUCGUUCAACAUUUAUUUUCGAAAAAAAUCGUACAACUAUUUUUAUUCAGAAAUGCGCCAACUCCCUCGAACACGCACCAAUUCUCUUCAAACACGGUUGCGAUUCACAAACAGCCAUCUCAAUUCUUCUCUCGACUGAAAAGUUCACCGAGUAAGUACUAAAAGUUCAAAAAAAGUACCCGAUCACCAAAAAACACUAUUUAAAUGCAUGUUUUUUUGAGAGUGGGCUGGACUGGGAUAAAAAAAGAAAAACAAUUUUUUUCAAAAUUAUAAUAGUUUUUUUGGAUUGAAAAAUAUAUGAACCGAGUCUUUUUCUUUAAAAAAUUCCAAUAACCAGAAAAUGAUGUUUUUGAUUUACUAGAAAAUCGUAAUAUUCAAAAUUUUGAAAAAUUUGAAUUUCAUGAUUUUCUAUUUAAUCGAACACAGUGAGUUUCAAAGCUCUCAUUCUUCGCUCUCAAAAUUUUCGAAAAAAUGUAUUUUUUCCAGGCGUUCUAAUAAAAAUCCUAAUUGUAAAUAUAAAUUUUUUAUUUAUUUUUCAGCCAUAUUUUCUAAGGAUAGGGAAUCCCUCAUGAUUUUCACAUGUUCGUUCCUUUUCAAAAAUUCCUCUCCUCUUCUCUCUUCGUUUUUUUCUUUUUCUAGGCUUAAUCCUCUUUAUCCUCAUUUUUCUCCUCCUCUUUUUCUUCUUCUUUUCAAUGUUUUUCUUUCGCCAAUCGAUUUUCCCGCUGUCGGCGCCGUUUUUUUCCCUUUUGCCUGUCCUAUCGCCCACAAAAUGCUUCUGCGUCUCCUCGAACUUUGUCACUCUCUCAUCACUUGUUCUUUCUUUCUUUCUCAUGAUUUUCUAGUCGUUUUCAUUUUUUCUCGUGUUUUUUGUCAGCUACACGUAUAUUUUUUCGCUGCGUUCUCUUUGGAACUAAUUAAAAAAUGGAGUUUUUUAGCUGAAAAUUUUGGGGAAAAAAUUCCAAUUUUUAGAGAGUGAUCCUGUCACGCGAUGUGCUGGAAUUUUAAAGUAGUGAGAGUUUUUUCUUGCAGUCCUCAAACUUUUCUCUUCAAAAUAAUAUAUUUUGUGCUGCCUGCCUCCAAUUAAUAUUCGUGUUUUUUCAUUCAAAACAAGUUGACGUCAUUUUUUUUGUGAAAUGUGGGAUGCAAAAAAUAAAGGAAGUGGAUUAUUUUUUCUCUUCUCUUCGAGAAAAAAUUACGAAAUCCCCGUUUUUCUCAAAAAUGUACAUAAAAACCUCUUUUUUCGCUUCAGUUUAUUAUUUCGAAAUAAGUAUUUAUCAAGUUGUGUGUUGAGUAAACUUAUUGAUUUUCUAUUGAACUUUGAGUUGAUCAGCUGACUUUUUUCAAUAAAAUAAGAGAGUUAGUGUUUUUUGAGUGACUAGUUGUGAGUUAGGACAGAGCAAAUUUUGGGAAUCUGCAUUUUGAAAAUUGUUCUUGGUUUUGAAAUUGCACCACUUUGACUUUUUUUGGUUCUAAUAAUGAGCUAUGACGUGGCUAAAUUGAAUUAACUGAAAUCAAAUUGAUUCUCAAGAAAAAUCAGCUUCUCAAGCGUAACCACGUCAUAACUCAAAGGCUCCAAAAACAAGAAAUCUUGUUUUGUUGGAAAAAGUCAGCUGAUCAACUCGAUUUUCAAGUGGAAAUCAAUAAAUUGAGAGUUCUAGUCAAACAUACUUCUAUUCUGUUUUUUUGUGGAGAAAGGCAAUAUUCAAUCUUAUUUUUUUUUGCAGAUAUGGCAAAUCGCUUCCAAUGUAUGUUCAAGAAUCGAUCACCUUCGUUUUGGGCGUGAAUUCUUGUGGUGGACAUCGAGCAUUGCAUUCGGAUGGAAAUGAAUGGAAAAAACCGUCGGGUGGAACACAGAAUUUUCGAGCGAUUUAUUCAAUUGCGGAUGAUUUGAGCUCGUGGAGAUUGGAAAAAACGAUGGCCAAUGAUUGUGAUAUUCAGGUUCGGGUUUUUUUUGGGAGGGAAAUUGGAAAAUUUGAAAAUAUUUUGCUAGAAUGAUUUUUGAGCUGAAAUUUCGACCAUUUUCGGGUUUUUUGGAUUCAAAACUUUUAAUUUUACGUAGAAAAUAUGAAAGAUUUUCCUAACCUGAUUCCAAAUUUUUGAUUUUUCGUUCCGAAAAGCGGAAAAUCUAACAAUUUUUCGAUAUUUUUUCAAACUUCUAAAAAGUAAUUUUUUUUUCAUUUCUCAGAAUUUCCUUUAACAAAAAAUUCCACCAAAAAUUCUUUCUAUUAUUAUCAUUUUCAUUUUUUUCAAAAUCAAAAACAAUAACACAUGUUCGAAAGAAAAAUCAGAACCUUGUGACUUUUCCACCAACAGCUGUUUCGCACUUUUUUCCAGUCAUUUUUUUUUCAAAAUUCUCUCAAUUUUCAGAUUGUCUGUCGUCGAUACCUCGGAAAAACAUCAACAGCGACAAGCGGAUUUUUGAGGAAAAUUUACUUGGUCAAAGUUAAAUCGACUUGUCCUCAACAUAUUCAAAAUGCUUUGCAAAAUACGGAAUUAUGUGUGAUUUCGUAUUCUUGGCGAGAAAAUCAAAAAGAGGCCACUUUGAUAGUUCCGACUAAUUUUGAUGAAGCAGUUGAAGAAGUUUUGAUGGUCCCAAAGUUUGAUGAAAAUAUGAGAUUUGAACAUGAUUUGCGGCUGAAAAUUGAACUGAAACGGAAGGAAAAUUUGGAGAAAUUGGCUGGAAUUCAAGCGAGAAUUGAGAGGUUGAAGUCGAGUUUGUCGAACGAGGAUUUAAUCGAAUUUCAGGAUUUGUAUGAUCUCUUGAGUUCUUGUCAUCAUUUUUGA